This is a messenger RNA of Oryza brachyantha (malo sina), 994 nucleotides long. RefSeq names its product rapid alkalinization factor-like. The coding region runs from base 196 to 603 and encodes 135 amino acids. NCBI's taxonomy places the organism in Eukaryota, Viridiplantae, Streptophyta, Magnoliopsida, Poales, Poaceae. The transcript has a single exon. The record is from RefSeq and is a predicted model, not a curated record.
GUCGCUGUUCCGCCACAGCGCCACACCGACGACGACGCCGACGCGCCAUCGCCUCACCUACUGCCCCGACCCCGUCCUCCUCUCCUCUCCCGCCAUGGCCACCACCUCCAUAUAACCCCCACCUCGCCUCACACCGUCGAUCCCCACCUUUCUUGAAUUGCUCGCUCGCUCCGAGAUCACAGGUGUUCGACGGACAUGGCGAGGGUGGCGGCGCUCGUGUUCUUGCUCGCCGCGGCGGCGACGGCGCUGACGUCGCCCGUGGCGGUGGAGGGCGGCGCGGCGGCGGACGCCGUGGUGGCCGGGCUGGGCGCGGCCGUGGUGAUGAGGCGGGGCGGGAGGACGUGCAGGGGGACGGUGGGGGAGUGCAUGGAGCACUUCGGCGUCGACGGCGAGGGGGAGGAGGAGCUCCUGGCGGCGGCGGCCGGCGGCGGCGGGAAGCGGCGGGUGCUGCAGGGCGGGUCCGGGUACAUCGGCUACGACGCGCUCCGGCGGGACAGCGUGCCGUGCUCGCAGCGCGGCGCCUCCUACUACAACUGCCAGCCCGGCGGCGAGGCCAACCCCUACUCCCGCGGCUGCUCCGCCAUCACCCAGUGCAGGGGAUAAUCUCAUGAUAUGUCUCGUCUCGUCUCAGUGAUCGAUUUGCCAUUUGGUUAAGCUAAUCAAUCCAAUGCCUAGCUACCAUGUGUAAUUUGCAGCAAGAAUUACUGCAGCGUCCUGUCCUUGAUCAAGCUAAGCUAAGCUAGGCUAGGCUAUAGCUAUCAAGAUCUCAGUGUCCUUGCAAGUGCCUGCCUGCCUCAUGCUUGGUUAAUUAGGUGUGUAAUGGUCUUAAUGGAUGGUGUCUUUCUUGCUGCUUUGGGUGAAAGUAAUCAAGAUUAUUUGCUUUUUAAUUGUGUAUGUAUGUCUGCAUAUUAACUGGUGUUUGCAUGAGUUUUUUUUUCUGUCCAUGAUUUUUGUUUUUGAGUAUUCCAAUAAAGAUUUGCAGAGAUGUUUGAUA